AUAUAAAAACGUUUUUUGUUUUUACUUUUUCCAACGAACGCAGGAAAAUUAAUGAAUUUUUAUAAGUUAGUUUUUCCUAACUAAAUUUUCAACUGAAAAACAGACAUUAGUGUUGCAUCAUGGUGUUAGCGGAUUUAGGACGAAAAAUUAACAACGCUCUACGAUCGUUAAGCAAUGCAACCAUCAUAAAUGAAGAGGUUCUGCAGUCCAUGCUAAGUGAAAUCUGCAGAGCUCUUUUGGAAUCUGAUGUUAACAUUCGUCUUGUGAAAAAGCUGAGAGAAAAUGUGCGUUCGGCUAUUGACUUUGAUGAGAUGGCAUCAGGUUUAAACAAGAGGAAAAUGAUACAGUCGGCUGUUUUCAGGGAGCUGGUUAAGCUGGUUGAUCCCGGAGUCAAAGCAUGGCAACCUACUAAAGGAAAACCAAAUGUUAUUAUGUUCGUCGGUCUUCAAGGUAGUGGUAAAACUACGACAUGUACCAAGUUGGCUUAUUAUUAUCAACGGAAGAACUGGAAAACCUGUUUGAUUUGUGCAGAUACUUUCAGAGCUGGUGCUUUCGAUCAGUUAAAACAAAACGCAACCAAAGCAAGGAUUCCUUUUUAUGGUUCGUACACAGAAGCUGAUCCUGUGGUUAUUGCCAGUGAAGGUGUGGAAACAUUUAAAGAAGAGAACUUUGAAAUUAUUAUCGUAGAUACCAGUGGCAGACACAAGCAAGAAGAUUCUCUCUUUGAGGAAAUGCUCCAGGUCUACAAUGCAGUGGCCCCUGAUAAUGUUAUCUUCGUUAUGGAUGCCUCUAUUGGUCAAGCUUGUGAGGGCCAAGCACGGGCUUUUAAAGAAAAGGUCGACGUGGCUUCAGUUAUUGUUACAAAACUUGACGGUCACGCUAAAGGUGGAGGUGCCCUCAGUGCAGUUGCAGCAACUCAGUCCCCGAUUAUUUUCAUUGGUACUGGUGAACACAUUGAUGAUUUUGAAAUGUUUAAAACUCAGCCUUUUGUGAGAAAACUUCUAAAUAUGGGAGACAUUGAGGGACUUAUUGAUAAAGUGAAUGAACUAAAACUGGACGACAAUGAAGAGUUGCUGGAUAAAUUAAAGCAUGGACAAUUCACACUAAGAGACAUGUACGAACAGUUUCAAAACAUUAUGAAGAUGGGACCUUUUAGCCAGAUUAUGAGCAUGAUACCUGGGUUCAAUGAUUUUAUGACGAAGGGGCAUGAAAAGGACUCUACGGAAAGACUUAAGCGACUGAUGACCAUCAUGGACAGCAUGACAGAUGAGGAAUUGGAUCAUAAAGAUGGUGCAAAGUUGUUCUCAAAAAAUCCGAGCAGAGUGGCUCGUGUUGCAAGAGGUUCUGGCACUUUGCCAAAGGAAGUAAAUGAGUUACUUGGCCAGCACGGAAAGUUUGCACAGAUGGUGAAGAAAAUGGGUGGCAUGAAAGGACUUUUUAAACCUGGGGGCAUGGACAAAAACGUUAACCCAUCUCAAAUGGCAAGGCUUAAUGGUCAAAUGGCAAAGCUUAUGGAUCCUCGUGUAUUACAACAAAUGGGUGGCAUGAACGGAUUACAAAAUAUGAUGAGACAGUUUCAAGGUGGCGGAAAUCCUCUUGGUGGUAUGAAAUAGUGACAAACAUAUGCAACGUUGUGGUGUAUUCCUGCCCAAGUUUAAUUUGUAUAAAUUAAACAAUUGUUCAAUUGUCGGCAAUUUCAAUUCUUCCAAAUAAUUAGGAAUAUUGUCCAUGGACUGUUAUUGUAUUUUUUUCACUGUUUUUACUUGUUUUAUUGAUAUGCCUUGCAAGAAUGUACAGAUCCUGGGUUUGGUGGAUAAGGAAGAUUUAUUUUCGGCCGCAUUUUCAAUGUUUUGUAUACUUCCAUUUUGUUUUCUGUGUUUUUGGAAGAUGUUUGCCACACAGACAAGAAAUUGUUGAAGGCCAGACUUUUGUUUUUGAAAUCACACCAUGUAUAUACAUUGUAUAAUUUUGACGAAAUGAUAGAUUGUUUUCUAUUGUGCAAUAUUGUGGUGUUGGAGGGAUAAAAAGUGGUUUAUAAACUGAAAUUCUGUAUUGAAAAACUUGUCCAUCUAUAUCACAUUUUUAAAUAACUUGGGUAUAUACUGAUGUAACAUAACAAUUUGUGUGCAUGAAACUACAUAUUGUUUUUUUUUUGAAAGAGUUUUGGUUAAAUAUUUAAUAUGGCGCCGCGUGAACUAAUUUUAGUACGUUUGUAUUUUAUUUUUCUGUGGUUGCUUGAAAGGAUAUAAUAUUGAAUCAUAGAAUUGUGCUAUUUACCAAUGGCCACUUUUUUGAAUGAAAAUGUCAGUUAAACUUGUCGGUUUUACAGA
Messenger RNA from Ciona intestinalis (vase tunicate), 2330 nucleotides. Its product is annotated as signal recognition particle subunit SRP54-like. Gene Ontology annotation, molecular function: GTP binding; ATP hydrolysis activity; 7S RNA binding. Lineage: Eukaryota; Metazoa; Chordata; Ascidiacea; Phlebobranchia; Cionidae. Gene Ontology annotation, cellular component: signal recognition particle, endoplasmic reticulum targeting; cytosol. Gene Ontology annotation, biological process: SRP-dependent cotranslational protein targeting to membrane; SRP-dependent cotranslational protein targeting to membrane, translocation. The record is from RefSeq and is a predicted model, not a curated record.